Molecule: messenger RNA, 2104 nt
Organism: Herpailurus yagouaroundi (jaguarundi)
Lineage: Eukaryota; Metazoa; Chordata; Mammalia; Carnivora; Felidae
Product: trace amine-associated receptor 4
Exons: 3
Coding region: 461-1504 (347 amino acids)
Biological process (GO): G protein-coupled receptor signaling pathway; behavioral fear response; chemosensory behavior
Cellular component (GO): membrane
Molecular function (GO): 2-phenylethylamine receptor activity; trace-amine receptor activity
Source: RefSeq, a predicted model, not a curated record
AUUACCUAAUUAGCCAGACAAGGUCUGGUAAACAAGAGGAGAAUAUAUUAAAAGAAGAAAAAGAUCAGAUACAUUCAUCCUUUUUCUGAUUUAUGUUGAAAGGAAUCAAAUUUAAAACACUGGUCUAAAAAAUAAAGCCAGAUGACUUUUGUUUUUUUUUUUUUUUAAUCACCGAAAUUCUAAACAGGCCAUGAUAGGAAAACCCACAGCAGUUCUUUCUGGAAUUUGAUUCACAAGCAAGCUCCCUUACCUAGGAAACUAUUGCGUAAGUGAUGUACGUCAAGGCCAAAGUCCACUCUACCCACCUGGCCUUAGAGCUCAGUAAUGCUUGUCUUUGGUCAUCAGAAUUACACAGCCAGUCCGGGCACUGGAAAAACAAAUCCAACCUCUGCCAUACUCUGGAAAGGAGAGGAGCACAGUAAUUUUGCAAAAGAUUAAUAGUACCCACAGGACAAAGACGAUGAAUUCACCUGAACUUUGGAAUCCUCCGGAAGUCCAAUUUUGCUUUGAUUUGGUCAACAAUUCAUGCCCUAGAAAUGUGAGGUCUGUGCUGAGUGUGUGUGCCAUGUAUGUUGUCAUGACUGGUGCUAUAGUGAUGACCAUGUUGGGCAACCUGGUUGUGAUCAUUUCCAUCGCUCACUUCAAGCAGCUCCAGUCCCCAACCAACUUCCUGAUUCUCUCCAUGGCCACAACUGACUUUUUGUUGAGCUGUGUGGUCAUGCCCUUCAGUAUGGUCAGGUCCAUUGAGUCUUGCUGGUAUUUUGGAGACCUCUUUUGCAAAGUCCACAGCUGCUGUGACAUCAUGCUCUGCACAACCUCUAUUUUUCACCUCUGCUUCAUCUCAGUGGAUCGCUACUAUGCUGUUUGUGACCCUUUGCAUUAUGUCACCAAAAUUACCAUCCCUGUAAUAGAGGUCUUUCUACUCAUCAGUUGGUCUAUUCCAAUUUUUUUUGCCUUUGGCCUGGUAUUCUCAGAAUUAAACAUAGUUGGUGCAGAAGACUUUGUUGCAGCCACUGACUGCACAGGUUUGUGUGUAUUGAUAUUCAACAAGCUCUGGGGGGUGUUGGCUUCCUUUAUAGCCUGCUUCCUACCUGGGACUGUAAUGGUGGGGAUUUACAUACACAUUUUCAGCGUAGCCAGGAAGCAUACUAAGCAAAUUGACAUGGCUCCUACCAGGAAACACGUUGGGUCAGAAAGCAAAAUGAAAGUAUCAUCCAAAAGAGAAAGCAAGGCCACCAAGACUUUAAGCAUAGUCAUGGGAGUGUUUGUAUUGUGCUGGCUGCCCUUUUUCAUCUUGACAAUCACAGACCCUUUCAUUAAUUUCACAACUCCUGAAGAUUUGUACAAUGUCUUCCUCUGGCUGGGUUAUUUCAACUCCACUUUCAAUCCCAUCAUAUAUGGCAUGUUUUAUCCCUGGUUUCGCAAGGCAUUGCGGAUGAUUGUCACGGGAACCAUCUUCCACCCUGACUCUUCUACCCUAAGCCUAUAUCCUGCAGAUACUUAGGCAAUACUCUCCAUUCUGUAAGAUUCUUUCCUGGUAAGGAAUCUUGUUGGAUGCUCCUCCUCAAAGGUAAGGCCAUAAACUUACUGGAUAAGCAUAUUCUUCCAGUUGGUGUUAUGGACAUCUAUCUAAGUAGGAGCAAUCGAUCUAGUGUUCUAGGUUUACCAGAGCUACCAAAGUGGUUAAUUUCUGGAGUUCUGGGGAAGGCAUCUCCAAUAAAAAACUCUGUCCCAUGGCUUGCUGAUUCCUGAAUUCACAAAAUUAGAGAUUUAGAAUUUCACUCCUUUGACUUAAAUCAAAUGGAGAUCUUAUUUUUUCUUAUGAACAUCAGAAGAGGAGACAGAGUUGGUCUUCACACUUAUUGACAGCCAGAGUUUAUCUAAAUCUUUCAUGAGACUAUUGUUCUAUCUUAGGGGAGCCAGGGAGAGAGCUUGAGAACAUUGGGAGUCUGGAUUAUUUAGCAUGUGAUUGACUUGGAAGGGGAGAAGGAAGCAGACAGUUGUAGCUAGUUUCAAUUUUUUUGGUUCUGACUUAAACCUCUUCUAAAAGCAUUGAUGUGAAUUUUGUAAUAUUUUGGUAAAAUUGGACUGUCUUACUGAAUGA